AUGCUUUCCAACUUUCUUUUCCAGUAUAUAAAAUCAGAGGAACGAAAAGCUGGAAUCGCCACUGAAGUUGACAGAAGGACUGUUAAAAGACUUUUGGACCAGUUGGCAAAGGAAAGCAAAAUCAAGCAAUUGAAAACUGUUAUAAAACAUCUCGGCCGUGAAAAAGAGUAUCACCUGAUCAUGACCCCUGAGCUCACAGCAGACGACCCCCUGGUGCGGAGUGUGAUCAACAAAGCCAAGAUGGUUCAUCUUGCUGUGGGCAAGGACUCGGCCAAGGCUUCAAUACGCGCACAGACUGUACAGUCAAAAUUGAAGGACUUGGAAAAUAAGAGUGGAGAAAAGGGGAAGGAAGCAGACGUCAAACAGUCCAUUAAAAAGCUUAAGGUCCUUGCUGGGAAGCUAAAGCCAGGAGAUUUGCAGUAUGAUGCAAAAGCCACUAGAUCUUAUGGUCUUCAACCCAAGUUCAAAAAAGCCGAGAUAGUCCAUAAGCUACUGUGGUACCUUAUAUAUGAAUAUAAAGGAAAAAUUCCCGAGAAAGAAGCAAACGCUCCCGGAAAUACAUCACCUGUGCCUUCAACUUCAACUGAGGAUUUGGAGGAGAAUACAGUGUCAAAAGGAGAAAAUAUUGAUGAAGUAGAGCCAGAAAUAAGUGAAGUGCUGGUUGCUGAUGAUGAAGGAAUAUCACCAGGCAACGAAGCUGUUGUUUACUUAGAUGAGUUGUCAUGGAGACGGUAUUUACCUCCACUGCCAAAGCAUCUUGGGUAUGGAAAAGGAUGGUUCCUUGUUAGUGACGUCUUGUUCUCCAUGCCUGUCUGCAUGUUUUGCCACAUCAUCAGCUUACCAUACAGAAUAAAUGGGUUAUUGGAAAUCUUACAAGAUCCAGUGAAAAAGUUUUAUCUUGUGCGGCACCUACCAACUCAGAUUGUCAAAGAGUUGUUGUAUGGCAGACGUUUCUUGUUCUGUUUUCAUGAAGUCCUGGAAACUCUGGCUGUGAUGGGGUUACUUUCCUUUGCUGAGAAUAAAAAAAUGAAAGAGAAGGAUUGGCAAUUCACCUACAUGUACAAGAAGGUCGGUCUCUUGGACACCAGGGAGUCGGCCCCAGGUUACAGUAUGAUCGAGACGGGGAGAGAUUAUCCAGUCAGAGAAUACGAGUUCAAGAAUUCUGAAGAUAUUGAGCAGUACUGGGUGGACCUCUUGCUCAUAUGUGGGGACACCCCGUUAGGGAAAGUAUACCAGAAAUUUCCAGAAGAAGUAACAAGGCCGCGUAUCUAUGACAUGUUCAGGGGGCUGAUUAAAUCGGCAACUUUUGCAGUGCCUGGUAACGAGCCCGAGGAGGGAAAACCCAUGGGGAAUGUAAACGGGGCUGCUGGAUUUGAUGCUAGUUUGAUGGCACAUUUGAGGAAGAACUGGCAGUGGAAGGCAGGGGCUGAGAAACUGUACAGUCACUUAGACCAAGAUAAAUUUCUGCUGCAACACUGGAAGAAAAGUAGUGACCAAAAAUUGAAAAAGGGUCGUCUCCGUCGCUUGACCCAAAGAACAGAACUCGCAGAGGCCAGUAGUGGUGGAAUGACGAGGCAGAAGUUUUUAGUCCUGUCUCCUACAGGGCAAUCUUCAACACACAACACAGCCCCCCAGGAUCUGGCCCCUGGGUCCAAGGUUUACACUGUCCCGAUAGAGGUCAAGAGCACCAAGGACAUUAAACUGACCAAGGGCGGGAAGGGCAUGAAAAGGAAAGGCUUGGCAAGGAAAGGGGAAGGUCCAGAAGCCAAGAAAAAGAGGGAGGAAAUUGAAAGCAGAAGGGUUAAAAUAAAGAGAAGAAGGAAGGAAAAGAAGAUAGACGAAGCUGAUGUUUUAGCUGCUCAAAGAAUGAAUCGCCUCAGAGUGCUGUGGACUGCACAGGAAGAUAGUAUGCUAUUGUUGAUGAAAGUAACAUCGCUCUUUAUGAAUCCUCAUCUUCCGAAGUUUAUUCUUCCCUGGAGAGUGGUUCGAGACAUCCUCCAUGAGCUGUCCCCUACCUCCCAUGACAAGACCAGCAAAGCUUGUGCCAGAAGGGUGCUGUAUAUGAUGAAGAACCCUCAGACCAAAAACAAUGUCUCCAUCGUUCUAGGAGAGACUCUGCAAGAUCAGGAUCUGGUCAGAGAAUUCAAAACCAAGAAGUAUUUGCCAAAAGAUAUGGAAGCCAAUGAGAAAGUUUUCAGAAAGCUUUUCUAUAAACUCAAAGAAAAGUUUGAGAGCAUGUUUGGUCCAGAGGAAUACGAGCUCCCUGCUACACUGGAGCAACUCCAGGCUAGACACACUGUGUGCAGUGUGGGGAAACUCCCUGGGAAAUCAGUGCACCGAGAUGCCACGUGUGUCAGAGACAUCCAGGCCAGCGUACUGCAUAACAUAGUUCAGAGUUCGUGUGGCACAGUGGAUAAAAUGGGGCGUCAAUACAUGAUGUUCAGGGUGUACUCCCAGUAUCCUGAAGAUCUCCUCACCGAGGUAUUUAACACCAUGAGGAAUGACCACAUUAUCAGCAAAAAGAAGAGAAAGAGCACUCAUGAAAUGCUGUCCUUUCUUGCUACAAAAACCUUCCAUUUAUCCCAAAGGUAUUCUCAGAAGUUCCAAGUGUUCUCAUACCGUGCCACCAUCUUUCCUGAGGCCAGUCACUAUCUCUCCCUCUUGAAUAAGGAAGUUGGUCAUGACUUUACUGCAGAGAAUACAGGUGGUGGAUGUGCAGCUUUUAUCACCAUGUUGGCACUUGACAAGAUCACUUAUGAUAUAAUAGUGCCUGACAGAGUGAUUGACAUAGAGAGGAAAAGGAGUGCAGGUGAAGAAUCCCCCAACCAAAGUGACCAAGGAACCAGCGGACAAAAGGGUGAAGGUCAAGGCCAGUCAGAAGGCCAAGGUCAUUCAGAAGGGGAAAUGCAAGAAAGCCCAUCUGAUGGUCCCCAAGGAGCCAAAAGUAGUGUUGAUUGUACUAAAUCAAUAUCCUCUCAGCAAAAGAGCAGCGGAACUGUACUGGGUGAAGCAAAGAAAAAUUUGGGUCAAGGAGAUGAGGUAUGUGGGUCAGUGACCGUGGAACAGAGUCGAAAAGAUGACAACAUGCCCCAGACCUCAGGGGAAAAAGCAGUUGUCGAGGAGGUAGCAUUAAUGGAAGAAGUCUUAAAGCCUGAUGAGCAGGAAAACUCAAUUGGGAAUGAAGAAAGAGAUGUUGCAGUUGAGACCAUGAAAUCCCUGUCAUCAGGUCUCUCUUCUGAUGUACCUAUGGAGACAGAUAUUGGAGAUAUGGAAAGUCAGCUGCGUCGCACCCUUGCAUUAGCAAAGGCAGUGAGAUUUCAAGGACCUGUGGUGGAUGACGAUGAAGAAGAUGAUAAUUUGGCAAUGAUGGAUGAUGAUGAUGAUGAUGAUGACCCCGAGUAUGUUCCAGAAGGCUCUUGGCAGCACAAAAAGACAGAGAAGGGAAAAUCUAGUGCCAAGUUGCCAGCAAAGGGUCAGAUGAAUAAAUCUGGGACAGGAGGAGAAAAGAAAAUAGUAAAGAAACGGAAAGAAAAGCUGACUCCCAAGGCCAAAGCUCAAAGGCGAUGGGAAUUUAAAAUGAAAGAAAGAGAGAGCAAACCAUCCCAUAAAAAGAACACUAAAGUCGCAGACCCGGCUGAUUCCACAGAAGGUAGACUUUGA
Lingula anatina is the source of this 3660-nucleotide messenger RNA. Its product is annotated as general transcription factor 3C polypeptide 1-like. The record is from RefSeq and is a predicted model, not a curated record. NCBI's taxonomy places the organism in Eukaryota, Metazoa, Brachiopoda, Lingulata, Lingulida, Lingulidae. Gene Ontology annotation, cellular component: transcription factor TFIIIC complex. Gene Ontology annotation, molecular function: DNA binding. Gene Ontology annotation, biological process: transcription initiation at RNA polymerase III promoter; 5S class rRNA transcription by RNA polymerase III.